CUCAUCUUUCUCCACAAGAAACUGAAAGCAAACCAGAUUCCCGGGGCCAUGGCUUGCUGUGUUUCCUGCGACGGCUGCAGUGUUCGCACCGGCCCCGCCACCACCAUCUGCUCCUUUGAUAAGUCCUGCCGGUGUGGAGUCUGCCUGCCCAGCACCUGCCCACACACGGUUUGGUUACUGGAGCCAACCUGCUGUGACAACUGCCCCCCACCCUGCCACAUUCCUCAGCCCUGUGUGCCCACCUGCUUCCUGCUCAACUCCUCCCAGCCCACCCCAUGCCUGGAGACCCUCAACCUCACAACUUACACUCAGCCCUGCUCUGAGCCCUGCGUCCCAAGAUGCUGCUGAUUGAUGACUGCUUCCCUCAGUGCCUGACAUGGAAAGGGUCAACCCAGAAGCUUUAGUGUUCACCUGUUUCCAUACCUGCAACUGAUUGGCUCCGCUUUUGAAGUUGGGUCAAGGAUGGUGCUUGAUCCAAGAAAAGAAAAAAGAAACUGAGAGACUUUCAAUGGCCAUGUAGCAGCUAACAGUAACCAAAGGCAAUUUGAAUAGGUGGAUGCCUACAGGCUUCCCAAAGUUCAAUUCUUUCAUAUUGAAGUGUAUCUUUCUUUGGGUGCUUUGGGAAUUCUUGGGUGGUAUCUUUCUGGAAACUGAGGAGCUUCCUCAUGAUUAUUCUAAUAAAUUCUACAUCUCUGGCAUAGCA
This is a messenger RNA of Vicugna pacos (alpaca), 703 nucleotides long. RefSeq names its product keratin-associated protein 3-3-like. Gene Ontology annotation, cellular component: keratin filament. Lineage: Eukaryota; Metazoa; Chordata; Mammalia; Artiodactyla; Camelidae. Gene Ontology annotation, molecular function: structural molecule activity. The record is from RefSeq and is a predicted model, not a curated record.